This is a messenger RNA of Mizuhopecten yessoensis (Yesso scallop), 3389 nucleotides long. Its product is annotated as tetraspanin-18-like. Gene Ontology annotation, cellular component: membrane. The record is from RefSeq and is a predicted model, not a curated record. Lineage: Eukaryota; Metazoa; Mollusca; Bivalvia; Pectinida; Pectinidae. The transcript has 8 exons. The coding region runs from base 448 to 1299 and encodes 283 amino acids.
UCCCUAAUGUGGUCGUCAUCGUCUGAUAAACCCUUAUGUCCACAGAUUAGUACGACGUUUAAAUUAACAAAACGUACGAAAGUUUGGAAGAAUGAACAAUACCGUUAAACUCAAUAAAUAAUAAAAGUUACACCGUAUACAUGGUAUGUAUGUUGUAUUGACGCUGACGAUUAGUCUUGUUUAGUCAACGACAAGAACUAGCAACUGACAAUAUAGAGGCCUAUGUCCACUUCUGUAUGAAUAAUGAUACAAACAGCUUUCAUACAUAAUAAACAUAUAAGUAUUAAGUUUAAUUUUAACGCAUGACUUCGUUUUCGUACAUUCGUGAUCGGAGUUUUAAAUCAUUCCGCUGGGGACAGCCUAGUUUGAGGAAAAGGAACAUCGACCUCAUAGCCAUUGUUUCAGCUGUUACGUCACUGCGCAUGUCCUGAACAGACGACCUGAAACAUGGGGUGCUCAAAGUGCUAUUUGAUAGUAUUCAACACAAUAUUUCUGUUUUUUGGCGGGGGAUGCCUGGCCGGAGGGAUCUUCAUCCUGCUGGAUAAGAGUGAGAUCCUAGUGUUGACUAGGAGCGCCACCAGCUCCCUCAAUGCAGACGACGUCGUGACGCCGUCACUCCUCGAGUCGGCCGCCUACGCCUUCAUCGGCCUGGGCGGCUUCGUCUUCAUAACGGCGCUAAUGGGCUUCUGUGGAGCGUGCUGUGAAAACAACAAAUGUCUCAUCAUAUACAUUGUGAUCGUGGUGACCAUUAUGCUCGGACAAGGUACAGCGGUCGUCUUGUCUAUCGUCUAUAAGGAUCAGUUUGACACAUACGCCCGCGAUAACCUCAAGACGCUACAACAAAGUCGCUACAAGGGGCCGUACGACACCUCCGACAUUGUUAGCCUCGCUUUUGACGUUGUGCACAUCUAUUUCCAAUGCUGCGGUGUGGACACUGGGGCGGAAUACGCCUCCAUCUCAAAUUGGAACACGUCGUAUGCGUACGACGCCGGUGGCGGAAGCUAUGUAGUGGGCGUGGCCACUAUCCCUGCGACCUGCUGCGAGUUCUCCGACACCGCCUUGUUCCCAAGUGACAUCACAGGAUUCCUCAACUCCAUGACUAAUAACACGUGUCCUGUCACGCAGGCGAGCUCGUAUUACUCCACGGGUUGUUAUGAGGCCAUCAAGGAACGCUUCAGUCAGUACUUCAACAUUGUCAUAGGUGUGGGAGCCGGCAUCGGAGGACUAGAGCUUCUCGGUGUCAUUGCCGCGUGUUGCUUGAUAAAGAAGGACAAGGACAAUGAUGAAAAGGACGAUUAGGAUUUCGUACCAUUAUCUCUGUGGGGUGGGGGUCUCCGGGGGGAUGGGGGAGAGAUCGAUCGACGUAGUCUUGUGGUUUGAGCUUGGAGGGGUCCACAUUAAUUGCUGUCUCUGGUUGAGGUUAGGGGUCUAAGUUGGUCUAGAUUCCUAUCUUUGGUUAAGUUUAGGUCAGGGAUGCGUUUACAUUCCUGUCUUAGGUUGAAUUUGGGGCUGGGAAGGGGCUACAUUCCUAUCUUAGGUUGAAUUUGGGUCUGGGAAGGGGCUAUAUUCCUAUCUUAGGUUGAAUUUGGGGCUAGGAAGGGGCUACAUUCCUAUCUUAGCUUAGGUUGAGUUUGGGGCUGGGAAGGGGCUACAUUCCUAUCUUCGGUUGAAUUUGGGACUGGGAAGGGCUACAUUCCUGUCUUAGGUUGAAUUUGGGGCUGGGAAGGGCUACAUUCCUAUCUUAGCUUGAAUUUGGGUCUGGGAAGGGGCUAUAUUCCUAUCUUAGGUUGAAUUUGGGGCUGGGAAGGGCUACAUUCCUAUCUUAGCUUGAAUUUGGGUCUGGGAAGGGGCUAUAUUCCUAUCUUAGGUUGAAUUUGGGGCUAGGAAGGGGCUACAUUCCUAUCUUAGCUUAGGUUGAGUUUGGGGCUGGGAAGGGGCUACAUUCCUAUCUUCGGUUGAAUUUGGGACUGGGAAGGGCUACAUCCCUAUCUUAGGUUGAAUUUGGGACUGGGAAGGGCUACAUCCCUAUCUUAGGUUGAAUUUGGGACUGGGAAGGGCUACAUUUCUAUCUUAGGUUGAAUUUGGGGCUGGGAAGGAGCUACAUUCCUAUCUUAGGUUGAAUUUGGGGCUGGGAAGGGCUACAUUCCUAUCUUAGGUGGAAUUUGGGUCUGGGAAGGGGCUAUAUUCCUAUCUUAGGUUGAAUUUGGGGCUGAGAAGGGGCUACAUUCCUAUCUUAGGUUGAAUUUGGGUCUGGGAAGGGGCUAUAUUCCUAUCUUAGGUUGAAUUUGGGGCUAGGAAGGGGCUACAUUCCUAUCUUAGCUUAGGUUGAAUUUGGGGCUGGGAAGGGGCUACAUUCCUAUCUUAGGUUGAAUUUGGGGCUGGGAAGGGCUACAUUCCUAUCUUAGGUUGAAUUUGGGUCUGGGAAAGGGCUACAUUCCUAUCUUAGGUUGAAUUUGGGGCUAGGAAGGGGCUACAUUCCUAUCUUAGCUUAGGUUGAUUUUGGGGCUGGGAAGGGGCUACAUUCCUAUCUUAGGUUGAAUUUGGGGCUGGGAAGGGGCUACAUUCCUAUUUUAGGUUGAAUUUGGGGCUGGGAAGGGGCUACAUUCCUAUCUUAGGUUGAAUUUGGGGCUGGGAAGGGGCUACAUUCCUAUCUUUAGUUGAGUUUGGGGCUGGGAAGGGGCUACAUUCCUAUCUUAGGUUGAAUUUGGGGCUGGGAAGGGGCUACAUUCCUAUCGUAGGUUGAAUUUGGGGCUGGAGAGGGGCUACAUUCCUAUCUUUAGUUGAGUUUGGGGCUGGGAUGGUUGUUCAUUACUACAGUAUCUCCAAUUGCUUUUUGGGCAGGGAUGGGUUUGCAUUCCUAUAUUCCAGAUCUUCGGUUGAGCGAGUGGCUGGGUUGGUUUUAUGUUUCCAUCGUCGAUUGAGUUUGGUACUGAGAGGGGUCCACGUCGCGAUCUCUGGUGAAGUUAACUGGGGAGAAUACAAGCGGAGAGACAUAGAUGACACGGGAGAUAAGAGGUAGAGGGGGUAAGGUCAGGGUAACUGCUUAAUAAGUAAGAAUACAACAAAGACGCUGGCAUCAUUCAACAUCGUCUAUACGAUAUCACAUUCGCCUGUUCAGAUAUGGUAUCUUUGAUGUUCAACAAAACACUUGAAUUCUUCGCGGAAGCUUAAUGCUCGGACACGAUGAAUAACAUUUACAGCAGAGAAGAUGACUUACAAACAUUCGCAUUGUUAUACUGUUUCAGUCCUUGUUUGUUGCGGACAGUCUUACAGUACAAAGUAAAUUAUUGACUUAUGACAUGUACAUAUUUGACGGCUGUUAUGAAUAAGCUGAACAGUUAUUUGCUGUCAUUGUUAAAGUUAAGUAAGAAAAUAAAAUAAAUUUGAAA